Molecule: messenger RNA, 1038 nt
Organism: Penicillium cataractarum
Lineage: Eukaryota; Fungi; Ascomycota; Eurotiomycetes; Eurotiales; Aspergillaceae
Exons: 2
Coding region: 1-1038 (345 amino acids)
Molecular function (GO): arylformamidase activity
Source: RefSeq, a predicted model, not a curated record
AUGGGGUCAUUUGAACCCAACGGACUACCCAGUUUCGAUGAGCUUCCACCAGUAAAAGGCAUGCCGCAGGGCUGCGCCUGGGGGCUCUUUGACCGCGACGGACACAAAGAUCACCUGGGCUGUUUGAACCUUCUCACACCCUCGGUUGUACAAUCUGCUCUGAGAGAAGCGCGUGAUGGCGAGUCGGUGUCAUUGAACUGGCCGAUAAAUGCAAUACACACACCUGGGUUCUUCCGCAAAGGGCUGGAACAUAGAGUGCUCUCUUUUCAGGACUCACCAUAUAAGCUGCAUGGCUUUGAUGAUGAAAUAUCUUUCAACACUCAGUGCUCUAGCCAGUGGGAUAGCCUUGUUCACUUUGCCCACCAACCCACCGGACUCAAUUAUAACGGAAUCCAGGCAAAUAUCGAGGUGCUUGCACAAGACGACACCCCUUUUCACAAAGAUUGCAAGUAUCCAACCUUGAACCACUGGCAUUCUCGUGGUGGACUAGUUGGUCGCGGUGUGCUAGUUGAUUAUUGUGCAUACGCGGAUGCUCACGGUAUUAAAUACAACGCAUUCGAUGCACACAAAAUCACCGUUCAAGACUUGGAGGCCGUCAUCCACUGGGAAGGGGUCGAGUUGCAAACUGGUGAUAUCUUGAUCGUACGCUCUGGUUUUACCCGCGGUCUUGAGGAAGCCUCGACCCCAGAAAAGCAAAAGGAGUUGAUGGACUCUCACCGCACGGUCGGUGUAGAGGGAAGCGUCGAGACGGCAAAAUGGGUCUGGAAUCACCACUUUUCGGCUGUAGCGGGGGACGCCAUUGCUUUUGAGCAAACCCCGCCGACUCUUGAAGACGGUACCGAGGGUGGGAUACGUGACUUGGUUCUACACCAAUACUUUUUGAGUCUUUUCGGCUUAAACAUUGGGGAGCUGUGGGACCUAGAAGCGCUAUCUCGAACAUGCUCACAGAAGCAACGCUACUCUUUUCUGCUCACCAGUUGCCCGUUGAAUGUACCUGGUAGCGUAGGAAGUCCACCAAAUGCUUUGGCAAUCUUUUAA